AAAAAAAAUGGAAAAAACCAUAAAGACAAGAAAAUAACUUCAAAACCAAAAAAAAAAAAAAAAUCCUCAAUUCUAAUCUGCCUCAAACUCCACCACUCUGUUCCUAAAGCUGUUUUUUUUUUUUUUUUUUCUUUUUCAUUACAAAACGAAAAAGGAAGCAAACGUGGCUGCUCUCUCUGGAGCUUUAGACGAAUGGAGGUUAGCUUGCAAAGAAGCAGGCUCUGGAACGACGUCGUAGAGCAGACAAAGGUGGCAAAAGAGAAGGGUGUUGAUCCCCUGCUUUGGGCUUUACAAAUGUCUUCAAGUUUGAGCUCUUCAGGAGUUGCUUUGCCUUCAACCGAGUUAGCCCACGUGUUGGUUAACUACAUUUGUUGGGAUAAUAAUAUCCCAAUCCUAUGGAAGUUUUUGGAUAAAGCUUUGAUGAUGAAGAUCGUUCCUCCCCUGCUUGUUCUUGCUCUGCUUUCACAAAGAGUAAUGCCCUGUCGACAUUCCCAUCCAGCAGUUUAUAGGCUUUACUUGGAACUUCUUAAAAGACAUGUGUUUACCCUUAAGUGUCAAAUUAAUGGGCCAGAUUAUCGAAAGGUCAUGAAAUCAAUAGAUGCUACUCUUAAUCUUUCUGAGAUUUUUGGCCUUCAAGCAAUGGAUCCUGGUAUUCUGGUGGUCGAGUUCAUCUUUUCAAUUGUGUGGCAGUUGUUAGAUGCAUCAUUGGAUGAUGAGGGAUUGCUAGAACUUACUGAGGGAAGGGUGUCCAUGUGGGCAAUCAAACCUCAAGAAAUGGAGAUAGAUGGUCAUGAUAUUUACGAUGAGAAGAAGAUUGAAUAUCAUGAGAGGUUGAGGAAUUUCAAUACUACAAUGGCUAUUGAGAUAAUUGGACAAUUUCUGCAAAAUAAAGUGACUUCCAGGAUUCUUUACCUAGCACGGCGAAACAUGUCCACUCAUUGGGUAGCUUUCAUUCAGAGUUUGCAGCUUCUUGGAGCAAAUUCAGCAGCACUCAAAAAUUCAAAAGCUUUAACUUCUGAGGCUCUUCUAGAGUUGACAUCAGAUAGUCGUAUUGUCUUGUCUAGAGAAUGCAAAACAAGUUCACUGCAAAAAUUCCAUGCUAUUAUGGCUUUUGGAUCUCUGGUUUCUUCAGCUGGUCUAUGCCAUGGAUCUAGUCAUUCAGAUCUUUGGCUCCCUCUUGAUCUGGUAUUAGAAGAUGCUAUGGAUGGUUAUCUAGUUAACACAACAAGUGCUAUUGAAAUUAUAACUGGUUUGGUUAAAACUCUUCAAGCAAUAAAUGGCACCAAUUGGCAUGACACCUUUUUAGGCCUUUGGAUCACCUCUCUUCGGCUUGUUCAAAGGGAAAGAGAUCCCAUUGAAGGUCCUGUGCCUCGGUUAGAUACUCGUUUAUGCAUGCUAUUGUCUAUUAUCAUUCUUGUGGCUGCUGAUCUUAUCGAGGAGGAGGAGGAGGAGGAGGAGGAGGGUGCAUUUGAUGAAACAGAAUAUGGCUUCACUAAUCACUGGAAAGAAAAGAAUUUUGCCAGGAAUCGUCGUGAGAAUCUGGUCUCCAGCCUACAAGUACUUGGUGAUUAUCAAGGCUUGUUAGCUCCACCUCAAUAUGUUGUUUCUGUAGCAAAUCAGGCUGCUGCCAGAGCAAUGUUGUUUGUCUCAGGCAUCAAUGUUGGGAGUACAUACUUUGAGUGCAUCAAUAUGAAAGACAUGCCUAUCAAUUGUUCUGGAAACAUGCGUCAUCUGAUUGUUGAGGCUUGUAUUGCAAGAAACCUACUAGACACAUCAGCAUAUUUCUGGCCAGGCUAUGUGAAUGGACGCAUUAACCAACUACCUUAUAGUGUGCCAGCUCAGGCACCUGGUUGGUCAUCAUUCAUGAAGGGGGCCCCACUUACUUCAGUAAUGACUAAUGCUCUUGUUUCAAAUCCUGCUUCCAGCUUAGCAGAGCUGGAGAAAAUAUUUGACAUUGCGGUCAAUGGAUCGGAUGAUGAGAAGAUAUCUGCUGCUACAAUUCUUUGUGGGGCUUCUCUAAUUCGUGGUUGGAAUAUACAGGAAUAUACGGUUCAAUUUAUAACUAGAUUGAUGUCUCCUCCGGUUCCUGCUGAUUUUGCUGGAAGUGACAGCCAUUUGAUAGAUUAUGCUCCAAUGUUGAAUGUGCUGAUUGUUGGAAUAGCAUCUGUGGAUUGUGUUCAGAUUUUCUCACUACAUGGCUUGGUCCCACAACUUGCAUGUUCAUUGAUGCCAAUAUGUGAAGUUUUUGGAACUUGCAUACCCAAUGUCUCAUGGACUCUCCCUACAGGGGAAGAAAUCUCUCCCCAUGCGGUUUUUUCUAAUGCAUUUGCUCUCCUCCUAAAGCUAUGGAGGUUUAAUCACCCUCCCAUUGAACAUGGAGUUGGUGAUGUACCCACAGUUGGAUCCCAGCUGACUCCUGAAUACCUCUUAUUAGUCAGAAACUCUCACUUAUUGUCUUCUGAAAACAUCCACAAGGACCGAAACAAAAGGAGACUCUCAGAAGUUGCAAGUUGUUCAUCUCCACAGCCUGUAUUUCUGGAUUCGUUUCCAAAGUUAAAGGUCUGGUAUCGGCAGCAUCAAAGAUGUAUAGCUGCUACACUCUCUGGUCUUGUUCAUGGAACCACUGUUCACCAGACAGUGGAUGGACUUCUUAACAUGAUUUUCAGAAAGAUUAAUAGAGGAAGCCAGUCUAUAACUUCUGUUACUUCUGGAAGUAGUAGUUCAUCUGGACUUGGAAACGAGGAUAACUCUCUAAAACCUAUGUUGCCUGCCUGGGAUAUUCUAGAAGCUGUUCCUUAUGUUGUUGAUGCUGCUUUAACAGCAUGUGCUCAUGGUAGACUUUCUCCACGUGAACUGGCUACAGGGCUAAAAGAUUUAGCUGAUUUUCUUCCUGCAUCUUUGGCAACCAUUGUGAGCUACUUCUCUGCUGAAGUAAGUCGAAGUGUCUGGAAACCUGUUGUUAUGAAUGGUAUGGACUGGCCAAGCCCUGCUGCAAAUUUGUCCAAUGUUGAGGAGCAUAUCAAGAAAAUCCUAGCAGCCACCGGCGUUGAUGUCCCUAGACUUGCUGCAGGUGGGAGCUCUCCAGCUACUCUUCCGCUACCAUUGGCUGCUUUUGUAAGUCUCACCAUUACUUAUAAAAUUGACAAAGCCUCAGAAAGGUUUCUGAAUUUGGCUGGCCCAGCUUUGGAGUACCUUGCAGCAGACUGCCCGUGGCCUUGCAUGCCAAUUGUGGCUUCCCUAUGGACCCAAAAGGCAAAGCGAUGGUUUGACUUCCUUGUCUUUUCUGCAUCUCGCACCGUUUUUCUACAUAACAGUGAUGCUGUUGUCCAGCUUCUUAAAAGCUGUUUCACUGCCACACUUGGCUUGAACAUCGCACCAAUCUCCAGCAAUGGUGGUGUUGGAGCUCUUCUAGGCCAUGGAUUUGGGUCACAUUUCUGUGGUGGGAUAUCACCUGUUGCCCCUGGGAUUCUCUAUCUACGUGUUUACCGUUCCAUGAGAGAUAUUGUGUUCAUAACAGAAGAGGUAGUAUCUCUCUUGAUGCACUCUGUGAGAGAAAUAGCAUGUGGUGGUAUGCUAAAAGAGAAAUUAGAGAAGCUGAAGACAAGCAAGAAUGGAAUGAGAUACGAGCAGAUUUCUCUUGCUGCAGCAAUGACAAGGGUGAAACUGGCGGCCUUCCUGGCUGCUUCUUUAGUAUGGUUGUCUGGCGGCCUUGGUCUGGUUCAGUCGUUGAUAAAGGAAACUUUGCCUUCUUGGUUUAUAUCCGUUCAUAGGUCUGGCCGGGAGGAAGGAUCCGGGCUGGUGGCAAUGCUUGGGGGAUAUGCACUUGCAUAUUUUACAGUGCUUUGUGGUGCUUUUGCUUGGGGAGUUGACUCUUCAUCAUCAGCAUCAAAGCGGCGUCCUAAAAUCCUAGGAACGCACAUGGAAUUUCUUGCAAGUGCACUUGAUGGAAAGAUAUCACUUGGUUGUGAUGGAGCUACAUGGCGUGCCUAUGUAUCCGGAUUUGUGAGUCUAAUGGUUGGUUGCACCCCAAACUGGGUCUUAGAGGUGGAUGUAGAUGUGCUAAGGAGGCUGAGUAAGGGACUGAGACAAUGGAAUGAGGAGGAGCUUGCUCUGGCCUUGCUAGGAAUUGGAGGGGUUGGUACAAUGGGUGCAGCUGCUGAACUGAUAAUUGAGAAGGACUGUGACAGCUAAGUAGUAAGUUCUAAUUUCGUCAAGAGAAAGAACACUUGUGUAGUGAUAGGUUCUUUUUGUAAUGAAAGCCUUAAUUUUGUUUUAAUGGUAGGAUUUUUCACCCUUUUGUAGAGUGAAAUAUUUCAGUGUUUGUAAUUUUUUUUUUUUUUUUUUUAUAUUUUCAGGCUGCGACUGCUUUUGUAUUAAAAAAAUAUUGUAAAUACAUACUUGUAUAGAAAACUAUUG
This is a messenger RNA of Durio zibethinus, 4416 nucleotides long. It is a transcript of the gene RFR1, whose product is annotated as REF4-related 1. Lineage: Eukaryota; Viridiplantae; Streptophyta; Magnoliopsida; Malvales; Malvaceae. Gene Ontology annotation, cellular component: mediator complex. Gene Ontology annotation, biological process: regulation of phenylpropanoid metabolic process. The record is from RefSeq and is a predicted model, not a curated record.